AUGGAUUCAGCAGAGAAGAGACUCAAUGAGCUUGGUUACAAGCAAGAACUAAGAAGAGAAAUGACUAUGUUCAAAACUCUUGCAAUAUCAUUUUCAACAAUGACACUUUUCACUGGAAUCACACCUUUGUAUGGUUCUAGCCUUCAGUAUGCAGGCCCUGCAAGUCUUGUAUGGGGUUGGGUAGUUGUUUGUUUCUUCACUUGGUUUGUUGGAAUUGCUAUGGCGGAGAUAUGUUCAUCUUUCCCGACAACUGGUUCUCUGUACUUUUGGGCUGCACAUUUAGCCGGUCCAAAAUGGGGACCAUUUUCUUCAUGGUGCUGCGCUUGGCUUGAAACUAUAGGUCUUGUUGCCGGGAUUGGGACUCAGGCUUAUGCAGGAUCACAAACAUUGCAGAGUAUAAUCCUACUCUCAACCGGCACCAAUAAAGGUGGAGGGUACUUUGCCCCUAAAUGGCUAUUCUUAUGUAUGUACAUUGGCCUCACUGUUAUUUGGGCCGCAUUGAACACAUUCGCAUUAGAAGUUAUCGCCUUCAUCGACAUAAUUUCAAUAUGGUGGCAGGUUAUUGGUGGCGCAGUUAUUGUGAUAAUGUUACCUCUUGUGGCACUAACUACACAAUCAGCUUCAUAUGUAUUCACAAACUUCGAAUUAGCACCUAAUACAACAGGAAUAUCAAGCAAACCGUAUGCGGUGAUUCUAUCGUUUCUCGUGAGCCAAUAUUCCCUCUAUGGAUACGAUGCUGCAGCGCAUCUAACCGAAGAAACUAAAGGCGCAGACAAGAAUGGUCCCAAAGCAAUACUAGGUAGUCUUGCCAUCAUUUCAGUAUUCGGUUGGGCUUAUAUCUUGGCACUCACAUUCAGCAUUCAGGAUUUCGCUUAUCUUUAUGAUCCAAACAACGAGACUGCUGGAGCAUUUGUGCCAGCACAGAUAUUAUAUGAUGCAUUCCAUGGAAGAUAUCACAAUUCUGCAGGAGCAAUAGUUCUACUAUUUGUCAUUUGGGGUUCAUUCUUCUUUGGCGGACUUUCAAUCACCACAAGCGCUGCCAGAGUCGUUUAUGCACUGUCAAGAGAUAAUGGAGUGCCAUUUUCGUUCUUAUGGCGAAAACUGCAUCCAAAGCACAAGGUUCCUACAAAUGCUGUAUGGCUAUGUGCAGCAAUAUGCAUUCUUCUUGGUCUACCAAUAUUGAAGGUGAAUGUGGUAUUUACUGCAAUAACUUCAAUAUGCACAAUUGGUUGGGUUGGUGGCUAUGCAGUUCCAAUAUUUGCAAGAAUGGUGAUGCCUGAGAAGAAUUUCAAGGCUGGACCAUUUUAUUUGGGAAAGGCAAGAAGGCCAAUAUGUUUGGUAGCAUUUUUAUGGAUUUGUUAUACAUGUAGUGUGUUCCUUUUGCCAACAUUUUAUCCAAUAACUUGGGAUACUUUCAAUUAUGCACCUGUUGCUCUAGGGGUAGGUUUGGGUUUAAUAAUGGUUUGGUGGGUAUUGGACGCUAGAAAAUGGUUUAAAGGGCCAGUUAGGAAUAUUGAUGCUCAAAAUGAUAAGGUGUAG
This is a messenger RNA of Lathyrus sativus (Indian pea), 1539 nucleotides long. The record is from the annotation of a GenBank genome assembly. NCBI's taxonomy places the organism in Eukaryota, Viridiplantae, Streptophyta, Magnoliopsida, Fabales, Fabaceae.